CCAUUCUUCAUUCCUCUUUCCCCCUCCCCAACGUCAAGUCAUACACCCCCUCAACACCGCCCACCAUGCCUCGUGAAGUCUCCGAUAUCAAGCAGUUCAUUGAGAUCUGCCGCCGCAAGGAUGCCUCCUCGGCCCGCAUCAAGCGCAACCGCAACACCCAGCAGAUCAAGUUCAAGGUCCGCUGCCAGCGUUUCGUCUACACCCUGGUCCUGAAGGACUCCGACAAGGCCGACAAGCUGAAGCAGAGCCUGCCUCCUGCCCUCCAGGUCGCCGACGUCUCCAAGGGCGGCGAGAAGAAGCGCUCCCUGUAAAUUGAUGUCCUCCGCGACGGAAAGUAGGGCAUGAGAGGGGGUUUGCGCAGCUGGUCAGUUGGAGUGAACUUAGCAUGGGAUGUGAAGGUUCAGUGUGGGCCGGCACGGGGACGAUUCCCACUCCCCAGUCCUAUGGGCUGCAUGGGUAGGACGUUCCUGCGUCCACUGCUGGUGCGCUGAUGUUAUGAUCAGGACAGACGAGUGUCUAUCUACGCGCCAGCCGGACGACCCGCAUCUCUCAAUUGUGUGUCUGAGGUUGCUUUGUCGGAGUUUCCUCCACUCUACCAUAUAAUGAAGAAUAAAAAUAAAAAAAACAGUUAAAAACAGCUGUC
Aspergillus candidus is the source of this 643-nucleotide messenger RNA. Its product is annotated as 60S ribosomal protein eL38. The record is from RefSeq and is a predicted model, not a curated record. NCBI's taxonomy places the organism in Eukaryota, Fungi, Ascomycota, Eurotiomycetes, Eurotiales, Aspergillaceae. Gene Ontology annotation, cellular component: cytosolic large ribosomal subunit; ribosome. Gene Ontology annotation, molecular function: structural constituent of ribosome. Bases 66 to 311 code for a protein of 81 amino acids. The transcript has 3 exons. Gene Ontology annotation, biological process: translation; protein-RNA complex assembly.